ACAAACCGAUCUUAUUUCGGAACUCAGAAGACUAAACCCAGAACCCUAAAUACCGCUUCAGCCAUCUUCUCUCUCCCCGUCCCAACCUGCGGCACCACCAAUCACUGCCCGAUCCUCCAUGCCGGACCAAACUGCCCUUGGGCGCCGGCGGUUUCAGCGUAAGAGUGAUAUUGUCAAAGGAGUGGAUGAAUAUAACGAUGAUUCAAAUGAGCCAACUAUGGGCGAGAAACUUGCGAGUCUCAAUUUGGUGAGUAGCAAUGAAGUUAAAGAACCUUCUGAACAAAUAAAGCCUCCAAGUGCAGAUUCAGUUCAUGUACUGCUUAAGCAAGCACUGAAUGCUGAUGAUCGUGCCCUUUUGAAAGAUUGCUUGUUCAGACAAGAUGAGAAGGUAAUUGCAAACACUGUUGCUUUGUUGAAUCCAUCGGAUGUAAUCAAGCUUUUGAAGUCUCUUCUAUCCAUAAUGGAGUCGAGGGGUAAUAUAUUGGUUUGCGCUCUUCCUUGGCUGAGAAGUGUACUUCUUCAACAUUCAAGCAUAAUAAUAUCUCAAGAAUCUUCUUUCCUUGCACUUAAUUCUCUGUAUCAGCUCACUGAAUCCCGUGUUUCUACUUUACACCAAGCUCUUCAGCUAUCAAGUAGCUUAGAUUUGCUCUAUGCUGGAAUGGUUGAUUAUGGAUCGGAUGAAGAUGGUGCUGUUGUUCCCCUUAUCUAUGAAGACAAGGAUGAUGAAAGUGAGGAAGAGGAAGACGAGGGAUCCGUUGUUUCCAUGGAGACUGAAUGUAAUGCUGAGAACAUAGAACCUCAAAUAUUUAGUGAUAUCAGUGAUUUUGAAUGAGACAGUUGAUGGUAGAAAACAUGGCUGGGGCACAGCAAGUUGGGAACCUCACAAUUAGAGGUUUAACCACAAGUGAUGAGAAUUGCUGCCUGAAGCUAUUUAAGAGCUUACUUGUGAAGCCAAGAAUGUUACUGUAUUAUUUGUUUAAGGCAUUUUUCUCUACUAUUUCUCAUAGACUUUCCCUGGUCCGUUUUUUGAAAGGCGUUCUGUUUAUUAAUCUUUUCUUUAGUUUAAUAUUUAUAAAUCACUUCACUUUGUCACUAUGCUACCCAAAAGACGGGAUCGUCAUCUUCGAACAUGGCCAUUGUGAUGCAGAAUACUAUAAAAUACUACGUCAUUAGUAGUUAGUAAAAUU
Messenger RNA from Cuscuta europaea, 1187 nucleotides. NCBI's taxonomy places the organism in Eukaryota, Viridiplantae, Streptophyta, Magnoliopsida, Solanales, Convolvulaceae. The record is from the annotation of a GenBank genome assembly.